AUGGCGAAGCCGAACGGAUUUCCAGAUCCCUAUUUCAAUGGAAACGUGGCAACAUUCGAAAAGGCCUAUAUUCUUAGUAGUCAUCCAAUGGAUGGUUCCGAAAAGGAAGGCAGAGAAUCCAAAAAUUCGACGAUGGUGAAGUUCUUUGCAGUCGUUGAGCAGCGAGGUGUUGGAGUCAUUGGACAAUUUUCCCCGUUUAUCAAUGCGGAAGAAAAAACUGGAAUAGGAUGUGCUCGAUAUUUCUCGGAAACUGUCGGUGAGACAAUGAAAUUCAGUCCUUACGAAGUGAAAAACGAUGGAACUACUACGUUAGGAGCGUUUUCGAAUCCUAAUAAUCAUAUUGUGUAUUCUUUGAUAAUUACAAAUGAAUCAACCAAAAAAGUCACAAACUGCGAUGUGCUCAUGUUCAAUUGGCCAACGGGUAGUGCUCCAUCAGACGAAACAGCUGCGUUGGAAAUGCUUGAUUACUUUGCAAUUCACGAGGUAGAAUGUUUCACUGCAGUUUAA
Molecule: messenger RNA, 507 nt
Organism: Caenorhabditis remanei
Lineage: Eukaryota; Metazoa; Nematoda; Chromadorea; Rhabditida; Rhabditidae
Exons: 4
Coding region: 1-507 (168 amino acids)
Biological process (GO): protein dephosphorylation
Molecular function (GO): protein tyrosine phosphatase activity
Source: RefSeq, a predicted model, not a curated record